ACUCAGCAGUUCAUAUAUGUUGAAUUUCCACACUCCCAAUUUCAGCAUUUCUUCAAUUUCGAUUUCCAAACCCUCUCAAAAAUCGUAGCCCCCACCGUCCUACGACUCGGAGCAAUCCAAAUUUAUUCGUUUCAGAUUCAAAAUUCUCUUCACGUAUUUAUUGCAUCAGCUCAUUGGAUUGAAAAGGAUAUACUAAUAUCAUUUUUUGGGUCAAUAGUCUCUCAUUCAACUUCGGAUUUCGUUCAGAAACUCUACUGGCUCAGAGAUCGGGAUAGGUGAAGGAAUCUGAGAUUUGAAAAUUUAGGUGUGAAAGUCAUUAGCUUUAUUAGAUAGGGGUUUUGUACCUGUGGUUGAUUUUACCGAUCGAUAAGCUAGGGUUUUACUCGAUCUCGUGUUUGUGAUUUACAUUUUGCUGGAGAAAUUGGGGCUUUUUAGUCAAACAGGUGGAUUUUGGUUCAUUUUCCGUAAUGGGUAAUUGUUGUGCAACACCGCAAACCUCUGAUGAGAAGAAGCCAAAUCCUUACUUCGAUGGGAAGCCUGUUCCAAAUGGUGGGCAUAAAUCUUAUGUGUUGGAGAAUCCAACAGGGCAUAACAUAGAGGAGUUUUAUGAGCUCGGGCGGGAGCUCGGACGGGGUGAAUUUGGGAUCACGUAUAUGUGUACUGAUAAAAGCAAUGGAGAGAUUCUUGCUUGUAAGUCGAUAUCAAAGAAGAAGUUGAGGACUAGAGUGGAUAUUGAGGAUGUUAAGAGGGAGGUUGAGAUCAUGAAGCAUCUGCCUAAGCAUUCCAAUAUAGUGACGUUGAAGGACACUUAUGAGGAUGAUAGUGCAGUCCAUUUAGUCAUGGAGUUGUGCGAGGGUGGUGAGUUGUUUGAUAGGAUUGUUGCUAGAGGUCAUUAUACCGAAAGGGCUGCUGCAGCUGUGACUCGCACGAUUGUUGAAGUUAUUCAGAACUGUCACAAGCAUGGAGUCAUACAUCGUGAUCUCAAACCUGAAAAUUUCUUGUUCAGCAAUAAGAAGGAAACAGCACCCCUCAAAGCUAUUGAUUUUGGGCUGUCCGUCUUCUUCAAGCCUGGCCAGAUAUUUGAUGAGAUAGUUGGAAGUCCCUAUUAUAUGGCUCCGGAGGUGCUGAAAAGGAACUACGGUCCAGAAAUUGACGUCUGGAGUGCUGGAGUGAUUCUCUACAUUUUACUCUGCGGUGUUCCGCCAUUUUGGGCUGAAACUGAACAAGGAGUUGCCCAAGCGAUCAUUCGUUCUAAUGUUGACUUCAAAAGAGAACCUUGGCCCAAAGUAUCCGAUAGAGCGAAGGAUCUGGUGAAGAAGAUGCUCAAUCCUGAUCCCAAACAACGUCUUACAGCACAAGAAGUACUUGAUCAUCCCUGGUUACAAAAUGCAAAGACUGCUCCUAAUGUUUCUCUGGGUGAAACUGUCAGAGCUAAGCUCAUGCAAUUUUCGAUGAUGAAUAAGUUGAAGAAAAAGGCUCUAAGGGUGAUUGCUGAGCAUUUGUCGGUAGAGGAGGUGGCGGGAAUAAAGGAGGGGUUCAAAUUGAUGGAUACAGAAAACAAGGGGAAGAUUGACAUCAAUGAGUUGAGAGCUGGAUUACAUAAGCUUGGUCAUCAAAUCCCCGAAUCUGAUCUCGUAGCUCUCAUGGAAGCGGGCGAUGUGGAUAAGGAUGGGUAUCUCGACUGUGCAGAGUUUGUUGCCAUUUCUGUACACCUAAGGAAGUUGGGCAAUGAUGACCAUCUGCGCAAGGCCUUCGACUAUUUUGAUAAAAAUGGAACUGGAUACAUAGAAAUUGAAGAGCUGAGGGACGCCUUUGCUGAUGAGCCAGAAGCUACCAGUGAAGAGGUCAUAAAUGCCAUCAUUCAAGAUGUUGACACGGACAAGGAUGGUCGUAUAAGUUACGAGGAGUUCACUGCAAUGAUGAAAUCCGGCACAGAUUGGAGAAAAGCAUCGAGACAAUAUUCACGGGAACGAUACAACAGUCUUAGCUUGAAAUUGAUGGAAGCUGGCUCCUUACAGAAGAACCAAUGAGACUAGAUAGGUGGGAAGAACACUGACUUGCUUCGGCUUAAGCUGAAAAACUACGAUGUUUCGUGAUUCAGACCCAAGGACUUCAGGCAAAAACAAAGGAUGAAAUUCUUUUUUCUUUGAUUAUAUUUAUGUUAAAUUGGCUGGUUGCAAGAUUCUUUUGGUUUAGGAUGACAAAAAAUAGGUCAUUGAUCAUGUUACUACGGUUUGUGUGGUUUGUUUAUGGUUGGUUGCUAUCUGGGAUAUAGAUUCGGAUAUAUAUUAAGGAUCUUUUAAUGUGUAUGUUUCUGCUAAGAAUUGUAAUACCUUAUCAUUUGUAUAUAGACAUAUUCUUCAACUUUUAGAUUUCUA
This is a messenger RNA of Salvia hispanica, 2378 nucleotides long. RefSeq names its product calcium-dependent protein kinase 32-like. Lineage: Eukaryota; Viridiplantae; Streptophyta; Magnoliopsida; Lamiales; Lamiaceae. Gene Ontology annotation, molecular function: protein kinase activity; calcium ion binding; ATP binding. Gene Ontology annotation, biological process: protein phosphorylation. The record is from RefSeq and is a predicted model, not a curated record.